Aspergillus uvarum CBS 121591 is the source of this 1166-nucleotide messenger RNA. Its product is annotated as oxidase ustYa family protein. Lineage: Eukaryota; Fungi; Ascomycota; Eurotiomycetes; Eurotiales; Aspergillaceae. Gene Ontology annotation, biological process: mycotoxin biosynthetic process. The transcript has a single exon. The record is from RefSeq and is a predicted model, not a curated record. Bases 245 to 1081 code for a protein of 278 amino acids.
AAAACCCCUCUCUUCCAAGAAGAUAAUUACCUGCUGCCUAAGGCUGGGGAUGUCGUUUCCACAGCUUUACCGCAUCAAUACGCGACCGAUACCCUUGCAUGUGAGAAAAGUGGCGUGGCGUGGUGUUUUUGUCCCUUCACCAUAGCCCCGGCUAUAUCAUCCACACCGAUGGGGGACGGCCAUGAGGACCCAGUGCAUAGAGGCGUUUCCUCCUUUCUCCCACUCAUGGCAAUGAGCAUCCACCAUGAGGAAGGACAAACAACGGUAUCAACUCGCUCCAACCGAGGAGGACAAAGACCGCAAUGACCAUGAGGCCCUGUCCGAGACCGCGGGGGAACGCGCGACCACCAGCCCGCGCCAGCGCACCUGGCUGCGGAUACACUACAGCAUCAUCACGGUCGCAUACACGCUGCUAAUCCCCCUCUACCUCCUCCUUCUGACCCAUAACCCGCUCGCCCUCGACAGACUCAUUACCACCAUCAAGACCACCGCCCCCAGCAACGCCAUCUUCCCUUCCCUCCGCGCCGCCAACGCCGUAGGCUACGAAAGCCGCCCGUGGCCCGUCCGCCUCCACGACAACCCGUUCGCCGGCAAACCGCGCCCGGAGCUCGAGGCCGCCUGGCACACGCUAUUUGAGAAGAACAACAUCCGCGUCACUGAGGAGGACCUCGCCUUUUACAACGUCACCUCCCUCCCGAUCGUUGGGGCCGCAGGCCAAGGCGAAGGUGCGGGGGAGUUCGUCGGCCAGCUGGGAGUGUUCCACGAACUACACUGCCUCAAGCGCGUCCGCCACUGGAUCUACCGCGACCAUUAUCUAUCGGACGCCCCCGCGGCGGUGCUGGUGGAGGAGGAGGCGCACGUCGACCACUGCAUCGAGCUGCUCCGGGAGGCGAUUCUGUGUCGGGCAGACGUGACGCUGAGCGGGUUCCGGUGGAUUGAGGCCGACUCCGAAGGCAAGAGAAGGGAGCUGACGGUCGAGGCGAAGGGAAAUCAUGUCUGCGUUAACUGGGAGCGAUUGCGCGCGUGGAACGAUGCACGGGCGGUGGAUGCAUGGGAGCCCGGGGUUUUGGGCGGUGCUUAGAUCAAUGACUUUAUGUAUAUGGCAGAUGGUUUAGGUUUAUGACGAUCAUGACUCGUUGAAUAGCUAAUAAAGAAACUCAUGAUAU